GCAGGUAACAGUAGAGUCAGUCAGCUUUAGUGGCAGUACCGCUAAGUCAGGUCGAGGUGUGUCUGAGCGCAGAAACGCAACACGGGACACGCCGCAUCCUCCAGAGUCACCGUGACACGGUACUUCAUGCUAGCUAGUUAACCAACGAGCUACAAUGCUUUCUGUUACAGCCGCUGUGAUCAAGAGCACCCGUGCUAUCCAGUGUGUCAGGCUCCUACAUACUUCUCCUAUUGCCAAGAUGCCGAUUCAGGUUGGUGAACAUCUCCCUGCAGUGGAGGUCCAGGAGGGGGAGCCAGGAAAUAAGGUGGCUAUGGAUCAGCUCUUCAAGGGGAAGAAGGGAGUCCUCUUUGCUGUACCUGGAGCUUUUACCCCUGGUUGUUCCAAGACUCACCUCCCAGGUUUUGUGCAGCAGGCCGCGGACCUGAAGAGUAAAGGUAUACAGGAGGUCGCUUGUGUUUCUGUCAAUGAUGCAUUUGUCAUGGCCGCCUGGGGAAAGGAGCAUGGAACAGAUGGCAAGGUUCGAAUGCUGGCUGAUCCCACUGGAGCUUUUACAAAGGCUGUUGACCUUUUACUUGACAGUGAUCAGAUUGUGCAGGUACUUGGGAACAAGCGAUCCAAGAGAUAUGCUAUGUUGGUGGAAGAUGGAGUUGUGAAGAAGAUCAACGUGGAGCCCGAUGGCACCGGGCUGACCUGCAGCCUGGCUUCCAAUAUUCUGUCUGAUCUGUAGGGUUAUUUAGAGCUUAUUAAACCGCACUGCAAACCCUGAGUUACUGUAAAAGUUGCACUAACAAAGCCCUGUACCAACCUAUUCAAGCUCUCUCCUUUUCACAAAGACGGAUGCAAAUGUCACAUGGAUGCUAAUGUCAAAAAAACAGCUGGAAGGUUAUUAAUGCGCACAAUAGAUGUAAAUGGCAAUCCAAAGGAACAUGCAUCAUCCUCUGUAUACUGUUACUUCUGAGUAAAUAAAGUUCACCCUGAAAGCACUAAUCACUGUUUUCCUUAUUGCUCAUAGGAUAAGUUAUUUUUUCUGUGAAUAAAAUAUCCC
Messenger RNA from Chelmon rostratus (copperband butterflyfish), 1045 nucleotides. It is a transcript of the gene prdx5, whose product is annotated as peroxiredoxin 5. Bases 155 to 727 code for a protein of 190 amino acids. NCBI's taxonomy places the organism in Eukaryota, Metazoa, Chordata, Actinopteri, Chaetodontiformes, Chaetodontidae. The transcript is spliced from 6 exons. The record is from RefSeq and is a predicted model, not a curated record. Gene Ontology annotation, molecular function: thioredoxin peroxidase activity. Gene Ontology annotation, cellular component: peroxisome; mitochondrion; cytoplasm. Gene Ontology annotation, biological process: cell redox homeostasis; cellular response to oxidative stress; hydrogen peroxide catabolic process.